This is a messenger RNA of Ixodes scapularis (black-legged tick), 2359 nucleotides long. RefSeq names its product coiled-coil domain-containing protein 93 (gene fidipidine). The record is from RefSeq and is a predicted model, not a curated record. Gene Ontology annotation, biological process: Golgi to plasma membrane transport. Bases 124 to 1863 code for a protein of 579 amino acids. The transcript is spliced from 18 exons. Lineage: Eukaryota; Metazoa; Arthropoda; Arachnida; Ixodida; Ixodidae.
CACUCACGGUACCGCCGGUACUACAGGCUUCUGAACUGUGUUACUGGCUUGUGUUAGCGUGUUUUCGUUUUAAUUGAGAAAAAAAGUGAGCAGUUGAGAGUGACGAGCCGACAUCGACAGACCAUGGACACCGUAUUCAAAGAGGUGCAUCAACAUGGUGACCAGAGCACCAAAAUGCAAGAGAUCAGUGAAUUGCUGGUGGCAGCCGGCUAUUUCCGUGCCAGAAUCAAGGGGCUUUCACCUUUUGACAAGAUUGUGGGUGGCCUUGCGUGGGGUAUCGAACUUUGUGCAGUGGACAUUGAUGUUGAUCUACCUUUCAACGAAAAUUUGAACAUUGGACAAAAAAUAGCCCUGACAGAGAAGAUUGUGAGGGUGCUUCCGAAAAUGAAGUGCCCUCACCGCAUCGAGCCCCACCAGAUACAGGGACUGGACUUUGAGCACAUUUUCCCGGUGGUGCAGUGGCUCGUGAAGAAGGCCAUAGAAACCAAGGCUGAGACGGAAGACAUCCACAGGGAAUAUGCAGUGUACCUUUUCGAGAAAGUGCAUGGCGACGCACCUCAGACGAAUGCUGCGUCCAAGACAUCGCUGUACCCCGGAUUUCCCACAGCCUACGCUGCUCUUCAAGAGCGGUACCGUCCGAGGCGUCGCUACCGGCACCAUGCGAGGCACACGCUGCGCAGCGAGGAACUUCAAGUGGAAGCCACUUUGCUGGAGUAUGGCACCGGAAUGAUGCGGCGGCCAACGGCAGCUGGCGAUGCAGGGGCUGACGCCCGGCAGGAAACAGAAGUGCUCCUGAGUGACAUGGUACCCCUUGCAACGGCGGAGGGCAGACUGACCAGCAAGGCAGUUGGGAACCUGGUGCAGAUGCAGGCUGCAGAAAUGCGCGAGAUCAAAGGCGACUACGAAAGCAAGCCAAUGCUCCAGAUUCCCGGUGCUAGCCGCCACGAGCGACUCUUGAGCUCUGUCAAGCGGCAGCUCGAAAGCAAGCAGCAGCUGCUACAGCAGAGUCAAGACCGGCUGGAGAAGCUGCGAGAGGAAUAUGAGCUUCGCCAGAAAGAAGGAAAAGAGGCAGAGGUGCUCUUGCAGGAGGCCCGCGAGGCCACCCGACGCAUCGCCGAGGGCGUCGGCGACCAAGAGCCGCAGCUGGCUCGCCUGUGUGCCCUCUUGCGGCUCGGCGGAGAGCUGUCCGACCAGGAGGCGCGUUUCCGGCAGCACUGCCACCAGGAGAUGGAGAGGCUGCAGGCAGACUUGGCCGCCAUCACGCCAGGUGGAGCCGACGGAGGGACCGCGUUGCCUGCUGCGGAUCCCGAGGACAGGGAGGCGGACGCACAGUGCCAGCGGGACCGAGACCGGUUGCAGCGCAUACGUCUGCUUCUGGCAAAGAAGAAUCGGGAGAUUGCGGCCACCCAACGCAAGAUAGACGAAGUCCCAUCUCGUGCUGAAUUGAGCCAGUACCAGCGACGGUUCAUUGAGCUCUACACCCAGGUGGCCGCAACACACAGGGAAACAAAACAGUUCUACACCCUCUACAAUACCCUGGACGACAUCCGGAUGUACCUAGACAAAGAGAUUGGUCUGCUCAACUCCAUUCUGGAGAACUUCAGCGAGGCCAUGACCACACCUGCCACACGGGACCAGUUUCUUGCUCAGUUUGAGCACAUUGUGGAAGGAGUCAAGCAGAACCGGCUCAAGGUGGAGAAGAAGCGACAGGAAGCCAAGAUGUCCCGCGAUCGGCUGCACGAUCAGUUCCUGGAGCUGGUGGACAAGCAGCGACUCUACUUCCGCACCGUCAAAGAGUUCAAAGAGGAAUGUCGAAAGAACGAAGUCCUGGUGGGAAAGUUGAAAGAAUCAUCUGCAAAGUGACUUUUUUUGUUUUAUGAGAAAUCGUGAAAACAGACACUGCCUUUUUCUUGUCAUUUUUAUGCCAGUUUAGUGCUUAAUGGAUGUCUCUGUUUAUAAGACUGAGUCACCAUAAAAGAAUGUGGGCCUUUCCUUGUGCAUAUUAUUGCAGUGUCACGAGAAACUAAGUCCCUGGCAGGGGCAUAUUGUUGCACUGUCCCGAAAAAUAAAACAUCCAGCAUGUUUCUGCGAUUUUAUAAUGAAGACCCUGCAGGCUGCCUGAUUGUUGCUGCUGGCUGCAUCUGUGGCCCUGAUGUUUGAUUUGCAUAGUAACAUGCGAACUUGGUGCAAUCAUUUGAUUGGACCUAGUUGCUAAGUGUGGUAAAAGAACCUACAUUCUGGGAACACCAACUACUCUAGGUAAAUUUCCUCUCAAUUUCUUUGUUAUUCUGUUUCUUUUGAAAUUAUGAUUUAUUUUAUAAUUUUUGUUGACAGAUAAAUAAAAUAACUUCUGAAAUCA